GAUCCAAUUCUGGGAAACAAUCCCAGGCCUCUUUCUCAUAAACAGAAACUUGAAAGCUCCUGUGUUCUUACUUUUUGCAGAGCCAGACUGGGUGAUGCCAAUCUGAUUGGAAAGGACAGAAAAGAGAGGGAGUGCGGGGAACGCCAGGAUGAAGCUAGAGCUUGCUCUGCCUGUUUUGGGGCUCCUGCUCUGUGUGGCUGACACCGUGGCGCAGGAGAACCCUGACACCGUGGCGCAGGAGAACCCUGACACCGUGGCGCAGAAGAACCCAAUCACGGUGGUGAUCUCUAAGACCAAGGUGACUCUCACUUGCCCCUUUCAAGAACAUGUAAUAUGGAAAAAAGAGGGACAGAAGCUAACUGAUACAGAUAAUAUCUAUGAGAUUGAGGAGUACGUGAGUUCCAAGCACGACGGGGAGUAUGCAUGUGAGGCCACCGACAAAGACACCAGACUUCUUCACCUGAAGGCCAAAGUCUGCGAGAGCUGUGAGGAGCUGGAUGUCUUGACAGUGGCCGGGGUCAUCAUCGCAGAUCUCCUCAUCACCCUCGGGGUGCUGAUCCUGGUCUAUUACUUCAGCAAAAACCGGAAGGGGCGAGUCGGUAGCAGUGCCGGAGUUCAUCCAAGAGGCCAGAAGAUGGUGCGCCCCCCGCCUGUGCCAAACCCGGACUAUGAGCCCAUCAGGAAGGGUCAGCGGGAAGUGUAUGCCGGGCUGCAGUCCAGGGGCUUCUGAAUUGCCCUGCAGAUGGCAGGUUGGACAAGAGCAGCUAAGGGGCCCCCAGCUUCUGUCCCAUGUGAUACAGAUUCUCUGCAGUCCGUGCUGGGCAGCCGUGCAUUCUGGGGACCAGCCCAGCAGCUACAAUGGGAGACGCUGCCGCUCCUUGGACACCCUCCUUUCUGCCUUCGAUUUGACCCCAGGGAACAGACGCUGACUAAAGAAACAAGAAGAAGAGGUUUUCCCCAUUAAAUAACCGUCGCUUUCUCCUCUUUGGGCUUCUCCUGGGACUGCUGGGCUCUCCUGAUCACCCUUUCCAAACUGCUGGGGAAACCCUUUCACUCUUCAGUUUUAUUUAUUUCAGUCACAUGCUUUGAUUUUUCUCUCCAGCACCCUGCGCCAUUGAUCUCGUCCUGACACUCGGAUGGCCUCUUUCCUGCCCAGGGCAAAGAGGGACACGGUCCAGUGUUCUGAGCACCAGCCCAGGAGCCAGGAACACCUGAGCUCUGACCCCAGCUCUGACACUGAGUCUCUCUGUGAUUGUGGCUAAGUCCCUCCCCCUCAGCUUCCCCAUCUGUAUCACUUGGGCAGAGACUCACCCGCUUCCCAGAGAUGCGUUAAGUAGUGCAUGUAGACCCUCUCGGAGUACUGGGGCUUGGCUGGCUCUCUCCUGGUCCUCUGGUUUUACAUUAGUUCCCAUUUCCCUUCCCAGGAUAGUAACGAUGCUGUCACCACAUUCCCUGGGGCUCGAAAGGGAGAUGCAAUGGUCACUAUGGGCCAUAAGGCGUAGAAGUGGCCGUGAGCACAUCCACCAUAUUCCUCCUUCAGCCCUGUCCCCAUCUAGCUUGUGCUUUGCAGUGUUCUUCUGGCCACCGCUAGCAUUCGGGAUGCAAGUCCCUGUGCUGCGAUCCUUGGGCCAGGUGCAGUCUGUCAGUCAUGCUCACCUGGGCCUGUCUCAGCAGCGACAGAGCAGUUCAUUGAAAACACAGCUCUGGCUGCCCUUUCCAGUCAUGCUCAGCAUGUCUGUCCUUGCUGUGGGGUCACAGACAGCCCCAACACCCCUUUCCGGAGACCUGCGUAGGGGGAAACAGGGCUUGAGCCCUUUCUGGCAUCUCUGGGAUGGAUAAAGUCGGCCUGGAAGGAGGGGAUUUAAUCAUCAGCAGUGGACACCUGGCACCGCCUGGUUUUGCUGGAGGACCUGGUGGUUCUCUCAGGAAGGUGCCAUGUAUGGGGCCUAAAUAGAAGGCGUGUGGACCCUUCAGCACAUGCCCCUUCUCCCCCCAGCCUCCUCUAAACGUUGUCACAAAGCAGGUCAUCUGUAGGCCCCUCAGUAGGGUGCUUAAGUGGCUGAUUGAGUCUUUAACCCUUAUUAGUAAAUUACAGUAGCACUUGGAAGCCCCAGUCAAGAUCUGGGCCCCACCGGGCUGGGUUCUGCCGAGGAGCGUUGUCCCUCCCCAGAGACAUCACUGUCUCAGGGGGACGAGACGCAUGAGAGAGGACUGGCACCGUUUUCCAGUUCCAGGGGAACUGACCUCAGGGCUCCUGACCCCCAGUACCUUAACCACAGGACGUUUUCCCUCUGGAGAAGUCCUAUAGAAUUUAAGAGCAGCAAAACCCAUAGGGCUGUGUAGAAAUUAGCCCAAACCAUAGAGAACUCCAGACAGAAUGAGACCCUUUCCAUAGGUUUUUAUUUUUACUCAGCCUGUGGAAUUCUAUAGCAGGGACCCCCAUUCCUGUUUCAGUUCUAUAGCGUGGGCCAAAACCACAUCUAGAAAUAGGAGCAUUUUCUAGUAACUGUGUGAGGACUUUCCCGGCAGGGCUGUACAAACCCCGUGUUCUGAGUGAGUCUCCUCUGGCUCACCUUGCUCCAACCCCCUUCCUUGCUGCCUCCUCCCUCUUCUGUUACAGCUCUGGCUCUCAGGCUGCGUCCUGGCUCAAUGGUGUCUGUUACCAAGAUGGCGAGUUUGUCUGUAUUGAGAAAGGCCUGUUUGAACAUUUAUGAUGCAAGUAUUUCUAAAAGUGCAUUAUGCAGUCAAUAAACUGGCAGAGCUCUGCCCCUGGAUCUGCA
Caretta caretta (loggerhead turtle) is the source of this 2780-nucleotide messenger RNA. Lineage: Eukaryota; Metazoa; Chordata; Testudines; Cheloniidae. The record is from RefSeq and is a predicted model, not a curated record.